Messenger RNA from Cajanus cajan (pigeon pea), 507 nucleotides. RefSeq names its product putative sugar phosphate/phosphate translocator At2g25520. NCBI's taxonomy places the organism in Eukaryota, Viridiplantae, Streptophyta, Magnoliopsida, Fabales, Fabaceae. The record is from RefSeq and is a predicted model, not a curated record.
ACUUCGAUUUCCUCAUCUUCGGCACCAACUCCCUCUGCGCCUUCGCCCUCAAUCUCGCUGUCUUCCUCCUCGUCGGCAAGACCUCCGCCUUGACCAUGAACGUCGCUGGCGUCGUUAAGGACUGGCUCCUCAUUGCCUUCUCUUGGUCCGUCAUUAAGGACACUGUCACGCCCAUCAAUUUGUUCGGCUACGGCCUCGCCUUCCUCGGUGUCGCCUAUUACAAUCACUCCAAGCUCCAGGCGCUCAAGGCCAAGGACGCCCAGAAGAAGACCACGCAGCCCGAUGACGAGGAAGCCACGUUGCUCCAGGACAGAGACGUCAAGAGGUCCGACCAGCACAAUUAAUUUCAUUUUUUUUCUCACAGAUAACUUCAAUAAAUCACACCACCAACAGGAACCCUCAUCAGUCAUCAUUAUCCAAUUGCCGCUUCGGUAUGUUCUUUUUUUUAAUUACAGUGUAUUUUUUCGGAUAGUUAAUCAGUAGAUUUGGAUUUGAGAUUCAUGCGCA